AUGCCAGAUAACGGCAAAGACGUAAAGUCUGAAGCGCAAGACGACAAGGAAAAGCGCGACAAGACCGAGAACAAUGGUGGCCAUGCUCACUCGGCCAAGAGCCCCAAAAAACGCCGCAAGGUCAACCACGCUUGCGUCUACUGCCGGCGAUCUCAUAUGACAUGCGAUCUCGAACGACCAUGUACAAGAUGCAUCAAGCGCAAUAUUGGCCACCUCUGCCACGAUGAGCCCCGCGAUGCCGAUUCCAAAAAAGCCAAGAGCUCUCACGCGCCAUCCGCUGUCGACGAGUCCGAGACGACGCAAUCUGAGCUCACGAGAAGCUCCAUCGACCAAUCUGCGACCGGGUCCAUGGGCCCGCCGCCCCCUUUCGACCGCAAGGCGUCUGCUUUUGGCGCCGCUGUACUGGGCCAGGGGAACCCGCUGCACCUCGUGUCACCGGGGGCAGGCACCGGCAUGGCGGGAAACGGCAGCAAUGUGAACCAAUUCGCUGGAUUCUCCGAUGCCUGGUUGACGGCCCAGAACCACUACCACGACAUGCAAAGCUAUCACCCCAACAACUACUUGAUCGCCCCCGAAGUCACGCACGAGUUCAACCUGUUGAAUGACUUUCUGCAGACGAGCUUACUGGAUGACGGCGGCAUUGUCUCCGACGAGUCCCAAAACAGCCCCGCUUUCAGCAGGACCGCGGGCGCCAACGAUAUGCUGCCGACGUUUGGAAAUCAUAAUGGGAAUAACCGGGCCGGUGCUAGCAAUGGCAAUAAUGCGCUUUCGCAGAUGCUGCCUCCACAGAACCUGGAGCAGGGCAAGGCGAUAUCACGGCCAGGCAGCAUCGUUCAGGGCGACAAAGACAAGGCGCGUGAAUACUACCUCCAGGCGGCCGAUCCGUCAGGAAAUGACACCCCCGAGGAGCGCAUGGACCGUGUAUUAAAGGCCAAGUACGAGGCCGGUCUGCUGAAGCCUUUCAACUACGUCAAGGGCUACGCGCGACUAGGCACGUACCUGGAUGGCCACAUUGCUGCAUCAUCGAAGCAAAAGAUUCUGCGAACGAUUGAUCGAUUCCGACCCAAGUUCCGCGAAAAGGCGCAAGCUCUGACGGAUAUGGAACUGCUCUACGUGGAAAUGUGGUUCGAGAAACAGCUCAUGGAGUACGACCGUGUAUUUGCCAGUAUGGCGGUGCCAGCGUGUUGUUGGCGGAGAACUGGAGAGAUCUUCAGAGGCAAUAAUGAGAUGGCGGAACUUCUCCACGUGCCUGUGGAGAACCUACGCGAUGGCAAGAUCUCACUCCACGAGAUUCUGACGGAAGAGUCUCUCGUGCGAUACUGGGAAGAGUUUGGAACCAUCGCCUUCGAUCCCGCUCACGAUACGUUACUUACAGCCUGCACACUAAAGAACCCAGACGACAAGGCGACAGACCCGGUGGCCCUCUCGACGCGCCUUCCCUCCGCAAACGAUACCCUCUCCAUCGACGCCCUGCUCGUGGAGCUUAACCCCCAGCUCGAGACGAUUAUCCGUUUCUCUGGUAGUCCAAGAGCGAAACCCCAGAGGGCGGAACUUGACAGGAGGGGGACGGAGCUUUGGAAUCUGUGUACCCGACAACGUCGUGAAAAUGUAGACGGGACGGCGGCAGCACCGGCUGCGAGGAAGAAGCUUUUGUUGCGGAGUAGGACGUUUGCUUUCUUUAUGAUUAGCAUCGCGAGGGGUGUUCCGAGCGGUGCUGAGCCGCAGCUUGCGGAUGUGGUGCAUGUGAUGAAGUUGGCGCUCAAGGCGGGGAAGACGUGUCUUGAUGAAGCCGGUGCCAGCUCGAGUGCUCUGAAGCUCGCCGAGACUGUAUUCGAGAAGGGGGCGGGAUACAGCGCGACAUUAAGUCAGCUACAGGCCAAAAUGUUGGGACCGGAUGAUUUGAAAGAAUGUAAAAAGUUGGACGCUGAAUACUUCAUACUCCGAGCAGCCUGGAAAACGGAUAACUUUCCCGUCAUGGAGUUCAUGUACAGCAAGGGACACCUCCAGCCGAAUGCGCUCGAUCUUACUUCGGCCGAGAAAAUGACAGAGAUAUUAUUCGAGAUAGGCAAAGGCCUCUCCAAGAAGGAAGAUUUCGGCAUGGCGGUAAGGUGGCUCGAACGGGGGUACGACAUCAUCAACGCCCAGGACCUGUCGCUUCUCUCCCGCGACGCUAUCGAGCUGCGCCUCUCCGUCUGCCAAGCCCUGAUUCACGCGCUUCUGGGCCUCGGCACGCCAGAGUCCUCGGAAAAGGCACUUGACCUAGUCAGCUACAUCGAGUCCGAGAUUGGCGAGAAGCCCGUGGUCCUCCUCCUUCGCUUGGAGCUCUUACAGAAGGCGCCGGCCGAGAUAUUUGACAUUGAGGCCUAUGCUGAUAUUUUGAGGCGGAUGGUGCGUUCUUUUAACUUCUCCGAGGCGCACUUUAAGCUCUUGGUUCAUCACGCACGAAAGUUGCACGAUAAGAGCCCGACGUUGGCGACGAGCGUCGUGGAUGGGAUGCUUAGGGGCACUAUUGUCUCUUCUGGACGCGGAGAGUGGGUCGAGAGACUGGUAUUGUUGAGGAUAUGGAUGGAGACGACGCAGAGAGAUGGUAUGAGGGCCAUAGAAGAGCUGAUGGGGGUUCUGGUAGGCGUCCAAGAUAACCUGAGUAAGCCUUUCGGGGCUUCUACGGCAGUCGGAGCUUUGACUAUCGAAGUCAACUACAAUCAGGGACACUUCGACUUCGCAGAUGGCUGGUGCCAAAUAGCCCUGCAGCCGCUGUUCCAAAAUGGCGGACCUGCGAAUAUGUCGAGACUUGGCAGGUGUGUAUCUUCGCAGGAGUCUCAAGCUACGUACACUGACGACCGUAGAAAGCUCAUUCUCUGUGCCCUUGGAAGAAACAACGCCGAGAGGGCGCGACAAGUCUUUCAGGGCAUGUCCGAGACUGCGCAAAACGAACCGAUGACGAGGUACCUCAUGUACAAGGCUGCCCUCCGCUCAUCCGACCAAGAAUUGGCUGCUCAGUGUCUGGAAAGAGUAGCUCUCUCAGCACAAGAGGACCCUAAUUUUCUUUAUGCUUGCGUCCUCGAGGCGCAACAGGCUGGGGAUAAGGUCUGCGCGAUGCAGGCCAUGAAGCAGCUGGUGGAGAAGUUCGAGUUCAGCGAGACGUCUCCGAUUCAUUUGCCAGCGCUGUUGCGGUGUAAUAUCCGACUCGCUGUCUCGAUUGCUGAGAGCGAAAAGGGGACUAGGGAGCGGCAGAGUACAGUGGAGGAAGUGCUUGUGCUUUUUGAAGGAGCUGUCGAGGCAAUCCAGCGAGGCCUCAGAGACAAGGAUGGUAACCGGCUGUUCACCGUCAAGGAACUCGACUGGUUCUGCCAGAACGCGUAUAACCUCGGCCUCAAACACUCGGACAGCUGGGACGUAAAGCAUCUUAUCCGACUUUACAACAGCUGCCUCGCUAUCACGAAGCAUUAUCCAGAGGAUCUCCCUGCUGAAGCUGCGAGUGACCUCGCGUUCAGGACAAUGUUUUGCGACUUCAUCGCGGCCGCUGCUCUCGUAUCGCUCGCCCGGACGGAAGACAACGUCGAGCAGCAGCUCCAGCAUUAUCUCGUCAUGCGGAGGCAUGUCGUGGCGUACAAUGCAGCUCUGGAGAAGCAGAUGAGCGAUGGUCUGGAUACGAGGCUGAAGAGCGAUCUAACGGCCAAACUGGCAACUUUAAUGGUGUUUGAUUUUGAGGCUGCCAUGGCAUUGAAAAAGACUGAUGAGCUGGGAUUCAUCAUCCGUACGGCGGUGACGUGUCGGGACGUGAAUACGCUCAAGGCGAUGGGUGACAUUGCGCUGCGAGGCAAAUUGCCUGGACAAGCAAAGUACAUCCGGUGCAUGUUCCACGCCGUAUUACCACUCGAUGCGGCGCUGGGGCAGAGGCUGAUGAAGCAGGCCGUCGACGUGGCGAGGGAUUCUCGCAAGAGCCAGCAUCCGUUCCCGGCCGAAGAGCUUGAGUGGCUCGUGACUGUGGGCUUUAACCAGGCAGUGGACGCGUACAAUGUCCGACAAGACGACGAGUGCAAUACGUGGGCGGAUUUGGCGCUGAAUUUGGCGCAUUAUGCUGAUGACGGUGGAGAGUUGGAGAAGACGGUGCAGGAGAACCGGAUGAAGUUGAAGUUUGACUUACCCUGA
Colletotrichum lupini is the source of this 4152-nucleotide messenger RNA. RefSeq lists its product as uncharacterized. NCBI's taxonomy places the organism in Eukaryota, Fungi, Ascomycota, Sordariomycetes, Glomerellales, Glomerellaceae. The transcript is spliced from 13 exons. Gene Ontology annotation, molecular function: DNA-binding transcription factor activity, RNA polymerase II-specific; zinc ion binding. Bases 1 to 4152 code for a protein of 1383 amino acids. The record is from RefSeq and is a predicted model, not a curated record. Gene Ontology annotation, biological process: meiotic cell cycle; regulation of DNA-templated transcription; regulation of synaptonemal complex assembly.